Exaiptasia diaphana is the source of this 808-nucleotide messenger RNA. RefSeq lists its product as uncharacterized. The transcript has 3 exons. NCBI's taxonomy places the organism in Eukaryota, Metazoa, Cnidaria, Anthozoa, Actiniaria, Aiptasiidae. The coding region runs from base 96 to 452 and encodes 118 amino acids. The record is from RefSeq and is a predicted model, not a curated record.
UACAGUCAUUCACAACGUCUUCAGUUUGCAUCGCUAUACAAGGAUCUCAUACAAACAGACCGCUAUCAUUGGAAACCAUUUUUGUUCCUUUAUAAAUGCCUGACAACAUGAAAAGCUUAGCAGCAAUUGUCUGUCUGUUUCUCUGCUCUGGACUUCUUGCUGUAGCAGCGGAGACAAAGCAAGAAGCAAAGCGGUUGUCUAUCAUUCGACCGUUUCCAACUGCCAGUGUUUAUCUUCCUGGCAUCAGCAUCGAAGCUGGAAAAUUCAAAGAAAAUUACACAUACUGCUAUUGCUUCAAGUUCAAGUGUCGUGUUCCAGGGAUGCAAAAUGGAUUCAAGGGAUGGCUAACAAAUCAAAACAAUAGGAAAGGAUACUUUGUCAUCAACGGAAAGCUCUACAUUAUAUAUCGCUGCGAUCGUCGACGCAGGGRUGAUUAUGGUCGUGGGCGCUAACCAAUAAUAAAAAAAGGGUCGUUUAAACUUCCAAUAAAAACAUGUAGCAUUAGAAUUUAAAACAAAAACGUUUCCAUAAUACAAAAGUUACUUUUUUUAUAAUCGCUCAUCAGGGAACGAUAAGCUGACAUAAAUAACUUUAUAAAACGACUUUACAAAAACCGUCUGCAAGUCGCUAUGGCGCAAGAGUCUUUCACCUGAAAUAACCUCCUUCUUAGCACUAUAACUUUCGUUUAUUUCUAUAUCGUAGUGAAACAGAUCCUAUUCCCUGACCUCAGCCUUAUGACGUAACAGCCGGCACUAAAUUGAUCUUUGGUAAUCUGGCCUUGACAAAAAAGAUAAUUAAUGAUAAAAAG